Messenger RNA from Geodia barretti, 219 nucleotides. The record is from the annotation of a GenBank genome assembly. NCBI's taxonomy places the organism in Eukaryota, Metazoa, Porifera, Demospongiae, Tetractinellida, Geodiidae.
AUGUCAUUACCAGGUGCGGUUCAGUUCUUUAGCAACGAGCCUCUGAAUGGUGAGAGGCAGACGACUCAAGCUCUCUUUGGUCUUCUAGGAGCCCUACCACUAGCUGCAGCCAUUGGUGUAGCUACGGGGGCCUUUACUUGUCUCUUCAUGUUCUAUGAUUCAGACGUACCUGGCGACUUCCCUCCCACUCCCGUCUCACCCCGCAAGGCCACCGAGUGA